CUAGUGAAGAGAUCAUCCAGACGUAUAUCACCAUACCGCUCGUCUUGAUCACAACUACAACAUUAUAGUCGCCAUAGUACUGAGUUUUCAAAUCACUAUAGCUUUCACCACACUUCCACGCGAAAAAUACUACAUCCACAACAACUACUUCUACCAUUUCGAGUAUUAAGUAAAGCCACAACGAUCACCAAAAUGUUCGGCGCGGAGAAUGUCGGAGGUAAUGCAUUCGCGGCACAGUUUGGCACUCAGAAUGGGGGUUUCGGCCAAGGCGGAGGCGUCGGGUUCUUAGCGCCAACGCAGUCGCAAAACCAGGAUGCGAUGGGUUUUGGUAACAAUGUGCAAAUAAGCGAGUAAGUACUGAAAUAAGCGAGUAAGUACUGAAAAUAAGCGAGAUACUCAUGAGAAGGAAGAGUAGCCUUGAUGUUAAGCUACCUCCCUUAUUUCAGUCAGUAACUCGGUUAUUUUCAGUUUAUCGAAAAAUACUUUCUUUUGUAAAUUUAGACUCUUUCGAUGGUGCUGCCAGCCAGCUGGUGCAUCGCCUCAUCAUUAUCGUCGCCUUUUUCAACAAGGUGGUACCUCUACACACCUUCGUCAUUAUUUGCCCGCAUGAAAGUAAAUGUAAAUCACUGUAACUUAUUUACUUACUUCAGGAGGAGGCGCUGCAGCCGCAGGUGGCCCUGGCACCAAUACCAACAAUGCAGGUGGCACCAAUAAUGCAAACAAUCGCGGAGCAGCAGGCGCAGGAGGGGGCAUCUCGUAUACCCCUGUAACGAUUUAUCAGAUCCACAAAAUUUUGAAAAAAAUGCGCGAGGCUGGUGGGGAUGCGAAGCCAGAGCUUUACGGAGAGGAAGUCAAGAAUAUGUGUAUUUUAUGGAGGCUGGGAUCCCUUAAGCUUUGUAGAAGUAAUAGACUUUGUAGGCUGUUUCAACAACAUUUUUAUGGAGAGGAGAUAGAAAGAGACAAACUCAUUAUAUUGUAAAUCAUCUAGUCUACUUUUUAGUAGAAGAAGUAGCCACCGUCCCUGUAAGUACUGGCUACUUCAAGUCGUUCUAGUCCACCUCCGAGGUGUAUCGCACCUGAAACAAGUAUCUUUUCGUAAUCCUUAAAGAGUUCCAGAUUAAUAGAGAAUUACUUCUGACCACUUCUCCUCUUAUUUAUUUUCUAAAGUAGAUAGAAAGUUCAACAAGCAGCCUCGCUUAAUGCUUGAACUUUUUAUUCUAAAGUAGAUAGAAAGUUCAACAAGCACCCUCGCUUAAUGCUUGAACUUUUUAUUCUAAAGUUCAACAAGCACCCUCGCUUAAUGCUUGAACUUUUUAUUCUAAAGUUAGUAGAUAGAAAGUUCAAGUAGCCCUUUUUCUAAAGUAGAUAGAAGUUCUAAUCGGAGCAGGCCAGAUCACAAAAUUUGAGAUGCCAAAUGUGGGGGAACAGCAACAGGCCUGCAAAUUGAAGAUUGAUGAUGGGACAGCGCAAAUAUGGUGCCGCAAAUUCUUCGACAAUUCAUCGCCGAGGGACAUCGCACUAUUUCGAGGACCGUAUUGUUGUUAUAUUAAAUAAAUUGUUUCUUGUAGUUCUUGAUGUCAUGAUUUUUCUUGCUAAAUAAUAAUCUAAAAACUUAGUCGUGAUGAAAAGAUUCAAUCCAUUCUAUGCUCCAACUCCAUAGAGAGUUUCUGCAAGAUGUCUUGCUCCUCUCCUAUCGACAACAGAGAGUUCAUACCUAUCUUCCAACCACAGAGCAGUAUAUCUUCCUGCAACAUUCUCCGCUCUCCUAUCCCCCAACCACAGAGAGUUUCUGCAAGACGUGAUGCCUGCUGAUCUGACUGAAGAUGAAACUGUUAAAUUUCACCAGAAUUUCUUGGGUCGGCAGAUCCAGUUGGGAAGCUUCGUAACCUUGACCGGUCGAUUGCAUCUACACCAGAUUAUGAUAGUACAUGAACACGAACGUUCUCAGUGAGUACUAAGAUCUUACUGUCUACUCUUACGCUGUGUUGAACAUACGUUUCCACUUUCAACUUUUUUAGUUGAAAUGGUCUAGAGUGAAAACACUUUUUGGUUGUAGAGCAGAACUUUUGUAGCUGAUUUCUAAAAAUUCACAUAGGUACUUACUUAUGUUGCAGUUGCAGCAUGCGUAAGUACUCUGAUUUUUCUUACUUCAAAAUCAAUUUAGUCCAAGAACCUCCAUCGGACACUAUUUCUAAUCCCUGCGGUUUUUGGAUUUCGGUGUUGCAGAUAGCAAAAGUGACGCAUCCAUCCGAUAUAUUCUUGCACUCUAUGCGGUGUAUCGAGCACAAAAAAGCGAUUGCGAAGCGCGUGAGGGAGCAUAAUGCGAAAAUCUUAUGAAGAACAGACGAGGAAAGGUUUUUUCGUUGUUAGAAACAACGGAUGGUAUGUACUAUUGAUUUAGGAAGAAGAUGACGAAAGUAAAAAGGCAAAUUCUUUGAGGAGCACUGGCUGCUAGUGAACAAUAAGACGAAUGAAUAAAAGCCAGACUUUGAAACGAAAGUAAAAAGGCAAAUUCUUCGAGGAGCACUGCCACUUUGAGUUUCUCCAUCCUACUACAACCCCUUGUAUCUUCCAUUCUAAGCCUCCUAGCAGCCGCCAACGGCGCCACGAAUGUCGCUGGUGGUGGAGGUGGCGGCCAGGCCAACAUUGGAGCUUUCGGACGGUUACACGGGAAUCAAAUGGCAGCAGGAGGGAACCAAAUGAGCGCAGCGGGAGGCCAAGUGACUGCCAUGAGUAUGAUGCAGAAUCAGGCGAUUUACGGUUUCAUUUUUACUAAACUACAGUUUCUUGUUCAAUCUUCGUGUAUAAAAAUUAUAGAAGCGAACUGAGGUGUAUUCCCAAUCAUCAUCAUUACACGACUUACCUCUAGCAACAUCAUAGUGAUAACAACUUCUCUCGUCGCUCUGCCGAAGCAAAUUCCUUGAUGGAGGAAGUUUCUAAGAUAUGCAACAACAAAGGCAACAGCAACCGAACGCACCACAGACUGGAUUUCCGCCUGUAAAGCAGGAGCAAGGGCAGCAAAAUGUUUCGCCACAGGGAAAUGGUCAAAUCCCAGGUCCACCUGUUGUGGAAGAACAGCAGCCAAUGGACAUGAUUGCUCAGGCAUUACGGGAGUUGUGCGCCAAGAAGCGACGUGAAAAUCCUGCUAUUGAAAGCAUCAGUUAAGACACUUUUGAUUAAAAGAAUACUAAAUUUAGACUCUUUUGAUGGUAAUUAUUUUCUUAUGUAAUUAACCUCCUCCCCUAGCAGGCCUCUGAAUGAUUCCCCAUCAUUUUCUUUUAGAGGUGUGCCGCAAAUCUUGAUUGGCUUUCACCUUUUGGUGAAGGUUUAGGCCCAGCGGCGCUCAAAGCACUAAGUAAAACAGCCUGCUAGUUUUCACCUCGACACUAUUAGACUUAUCCCGUGCAACAAUAUAGUAUCUUGAAAAAAAAAGCUAAUAUAUAUCAUCUCGCAACUACAUGUAUGAACGACAUGACGUUGUUCCCAGCAGAGAUUAAAGAGAAUGGUCGCAUCCGAGGACUUUAAUCCCAUCCUCCCUUGAAAAAUGAUCGCCAGCUAUCUUCAAGCGGCUUCCUCUAAUUCCCUGUCGCAGACUUGAUGACCGAAUCGGAGUCGGCGUUGGGUGGAUUUGAGAGUGUUGAGGUCCAACACUUGCUUCAUAAGAUAGUAGAACGAGGCGACGCCUACGAAACUGGCGUCAACGAUGGUUUCUGGGUGACGAAUUUCUGAUUUUGGAAGAUCAUAAGUAGAAUAUUCUAUCUUAUCGAGAUGUACUAGGAAGAUAUGUAGAAUAUCCUAUCUUAUCGAGAUGUCCUAGGAAGAUAAGUAGAAUAUCCUAUCUUAUCGAGAUGUACUAGGAAGAUAAGUAGAAUAUCCUAUCUUAUCGAGAUGUAGGAGUUCCUUGCUCCAGCAAAUGUGGGUUCCAGCUCUAAUCCGUCAGGCUCAUCCUUCCUUCAACAUGCAUGAUGAUGCUCAUUAUGAUGCUCAUAUAUCACUCUAUUGAGAACCUCUAAAAUCUCAAGGAGGAUGCUGAUGACCGCUACUGGUUGUACUGAAUCAGAUGAGGAGGUUCAUCGCCUAUGAGAAACUCUAGCCAAAACUCGACGUCUCAAGACCUGUUAUAGCACAGUACUAGUGUGCAUCAAACAAUAACAAGUAUGAUUCUGAUGUGGUCCCAUGAUGGUUAUUCCACCCCCAUAAACAUUUCUUUCAAUGCAAUAUACAACGCAAAAGGCCGUUGAGUACCGCCUGCACUGAGAGUGCCGCUGAACUCCUGUCGUUGACGCGUAGUAUGAUAAUA
Molecule: messenger RNA, 4300 nt
Organism: Amoebophrya sp. A25
Lineage: Eukaryota; Dinophyceae; Syndiniales; Amoebophryaceae
Source: the annotation of a GenBank genome assembly